This is a messenger RNA of Cyprinodon variegatus (sheepshead minnow), 889 nucleotides long. RefSeq names its product putative nuclease HARBI1. Lineage: Eukaryota; Metazoa; Chordata; Actinopteri; Cyprinodontiformes; Cyprinodontidae. The transcript is spliced from 5 exons. The record is from RefSeq and is a predicted model, not a curated record. Bases 1 to 684 code for a protein of 227 amino acids.
AUGGCCGGAUCCACUUUGGACUUGUCCCCGUGCUCCAGCAUUGUGGUGGCUGGGAGAUUUCUUCCGGAUCAUCUCUCCUCCUCCUUUGGUGGGGGGUUGGAUUUCCUAGUGAGAGUCAUCAAAGAGGAGUUUCACAGGAUUGCAGAAUUCCCUUUAGGAUUUCCGAAUGUGGUUGGAUGCAUUGAUGGCACACAUAUUCCGAUCAUUGCGCCUUCUGAAAAUGAAGUGGACUAUGUGAACAGGAGAUCCAUCCACAGUAUUAAUGUGCAGAUCAUAUGUGAUGCUGCACAUAUAAUUACAAAUGUGGAGGCCAAGUGGCCUGGCUCUGUUCAUGACUCAAGAAUCUAUCGGGAGUCAACCCUGAGCAACAGACUGGAAAGGGGAGAGAUUGAUGGCUUUCUGCUGGGAGAUAGGGGUUACCCAUGCCGACCAAAUCUUAUGGCCCCUUACCCAGAACCUGAACCAGGCCCACAGCAGCGCUUCAAUGUGGCACACUGCAGGACGAGAGCCCGGGUGGAGAUGACCAUAGGCCUGUUGAAAGCACGUUUCCAGUGCCUACGUCACCUCAGGGUAACCCCUGAAAGGGCCUGCGACAUUAUUGUGGCUUGUGUUGUUCUCCAUAAUAUUGCCAUAAUUAGAGGGGAGCAACACCCUGCCCUACAAUUACAAGACCCUGAGGAAUAGCCCAUCAACCCUGAAGAUUUCCAGGAUGGAAGGGUAGUCCGGGAUAUGAUAUGCUGCAAUGUCUUCUCAGAUUAAUACACAUGAUAUCCACCACCACCACAAAAAAAUGAAUAAACACAAAAUCACAGCAAUUUAUGGUGUUCUUUAUUUCAUACAAAUGCAACCACAAAAUAAACUAAUUAAUAAAAAAAAUCACAGCAAUUUA